This is a messenger RNA of Vicia villosa (hairy vetch), 382 nucleotides long. Its product is annotated as basic blue protein-like. Gene Ontology annotation, molecular function: electron transfer activity. The record is from RefSeq and is a predicted model, not a curated record. Gene Ontology annotation, cellular component: plasma membrane. The transcript is spliced from 2 exons. NCBI's taxonomy places the organism in Eukaryota, Viridiplantae, Streptophyta, Magnoliopsida, Fabales, Fabaceae. The coding region runs from base 5 to 382 and encodes 125 amino acids.
AAAAAUGGGCCAGGGAAGAGACAGUAUCAUUAGUGCAAGUGUUAUUACAAUAUUACUAUUAUGUGUGUUUCAUCCUAGGAUGAUUCAUGCAGAAACCUUCACUGUCGGUGAUGGCCAAGGUUGGACUUUUGGUGUUCAAAAUUGGCCUGCAGGAAAAACUUUCAAGGCAGGUGACAUACUUGUAUUCAACUACCCUCCUUUGAUACACAACGUGGUGACAGUGAAUGAGUCUGGCUUUAAUUCAUGUGUGGCUCUUGGAGGAUCUGGAUUGCAUAUCUCUGGAGCAGAUAAAAUUACACUUGUUAAGGGAAUGAACUAUUUCAUAUGUGGUGUUCCUGGUCAUUGUGGUCAAGGGCAGAAAAUCGCAGUGAAUGCUCUUUAA